AUCAAGAUUGGUGAGAACAUACUGUGGCUGAUGGGACAAUCAAACCACUGCCCUACAUGUCUCUUCGCCUUGGGCCCUACUGAGUUGUCCAUUAUCAACCCCAAGGCAAUUAUGCUAACUCGCUCGAAUCGCCCCCACCCUGCACCAAAGGCCCGUGGUACGGCGUCCUCUAUCCCAUGUACUCCUUGCAGCUUGUCCGAGACAAGUAGGAGAAUGCUCAGCGCCGCGAGGCUUGGGAUCGGGGGUUCAGCUCCAAAGGUAACACUCCUCGGUCAUGGAAACGCCGUUCCAGUCGGAAUGUGA
Molecule: messenger RNA, 303 nt
Organism: Colletotrichum destructivum
Lineage: Eukaryota; Fungi; Ascomycota; Sordariomycetes; Glomerellales; Glomerellaceae
Exons: 1
Coding region: 31-303 (90 amino acids)
Source: RefSeq, a predicted model, not a curated record